This is a messenger RNA of Penicillium roqueforti, 1026 nucleotides long. Its product is annotated as lactoylglutathione lyase GLO1. The transcript is spliced from 4 exons. The record is from RefSeq and is a predicted model, not a curated record. NCBI's taxonomy places the organism in Eukaryota, Fungi, Ascomycota, Eurotiomycetes, Eurotiales, Aspergillaceae. The coding region runs from base 1 to 1026 and encodes 341 amino acids. Gene Ontology annotation, molecular function: lactoylglutathione lyase activity; metal ion binding.
AUGUUCGCUCGUCUUUCUCCUGGGGUCCUCAGACAAAGAUCCUUUGUACCAAUCAGAUCCCUAGCAACCAUGGCUUCCGAUCCUUCCACCUAUAAGCUCAACCACACGAUGAUGCGGGUCAAAGAUCCGCAGCGAUCGGUGGAUUUUUACAAGUUCCUUGGCUUGACCUUGGUCAACAAGAUUGACAUGCCUGAAUGGAAGUUCUGCAACUACUUCCUGGCGUAUAACGGCCCCGCCUCUCUCCAGGGUGACCGUCACUGGACUGAUCGUAAUGCCGUUCUGGAAUUGACUCACAACUAUGGCACCGAGAACGACCCCAACUACAGCGUGGUGAACGGAAACACAGAGCCGCACCGUGGCUUCGGCCACAUUGCCAUCUCGGUUGACAACAUUGAAGCCGCCUGCAAGCGCAUUGAAGAUGCCGGCUACCCCUUCCAGAAAAAAUUGACCGAAGGCCGUAUGCGACACAUCGCCUUCGCUAAGGAUCCCGAUGGAUACUGGGUUGAGAUCAUCCGUCGCGCCGAUGAGGAUCUCAGCACCACCACCGACCCUGGUAGCUAUCGACUGAACCACACCAUGUUGCGCGUGAAGGAUGCCGAAGCCAGCUUGAAGUUCUACCAGGAAUCCAUGGGCAUGACUUUAGUCCGCACCAUUGAGAACCCAGAGAACAAAUUCAAUCUGUAUUUCCUGGGGUACCCCGCAUCCAAUCCCGAUAUUAAGGAGGGUAGCAAAAAUGGAGUGGCGGAGUGGGAAGGUCUGCUCGAGUUGACCUGGAACUACGGCACCGAGAAGCAGGAAGGCCCUGUCUACCACAACGGCAACACUGAGCCCCAGGGUUUCGGUCAUAUCUGUAUCUCCGUUGACGACCUCCCGGCUGCGUGCGCCCGCUUUGAGUCUCUGAAGGUGAACUUCAAGAAGCGCCUGACUGACGGGCGGAUGCACAACAUCGCAUUUAUUCUAGAUCCCGAUGGAUAUUGGAUUGAGGUGGUGCAGAAUGAGGGAAUAAAGCGCACUUCAAACUGGUAG